Coccomyxa subellipsoidea C-169 is the source of this 954-nucleotide messenger RNA. RefSeq lists its product as hypothetical. The coding region runs from base 1 to 954 and encodes 317 amino acids. The record is from RefSeq and is a predicted model, not a curated record. The transcript has 7 exons. Gene Ontology annotation, cellular component: endoplasmic reticulum membrane. NCBI's taxonomy places the organism in Eukaryota, Viridiplantae, Chlorophyta, Trebouxiophyceae, Coccomyxaceae.
AUGAGGUUUCUCGCCACCUGGUUUGCGAGACACGAGGAGGAAGCGAGCAAGGUGUCAGAGAGGUUCUUUGUGAGCCCAACGUCCUUCCAAAAGAUAUCCGCCCCGUCAGUAUUCAGCGAGGCGACCAAGUCCCUGACUAUUGUGGUCCCUGCAUACAAUGAGGAGGCGCGGCUACCUAGCACCCUGGAUGAGACACUUCGGUAUCUGCAGGGGAGGCGGGACAGGCAGGGGCCCAACUUCACGUACGAGGUGAUCGUGGUGGACGAUGGCAGCAUGGACGCCACUGUACGGACGGCAUUUGAGUACGUGCGAAAGCACGGCGUGGACGCUGUGCGCGUGCUGCAGCUGCCGCGUAACUACGGCAAGGGGUAUGCGGUGAAGGCGGGCAUGCUGGCGGGCCGCGGCGAGCGCCUGCUCUUCAUGGAUGCGGAUGGUGCCACCCGAGUCUCCGACGUGGAGAAGCUGGAAGCAGCGCUCGCCACAAUCAGCGGCAAAGGCAAGCUGCAGCCCUCAACUGUGCACUGGGUGGACAGAGCGGGGGGCGCGGCGGUGGCGGUGGGUUCGCGCGCGCAUCUGGAGGCGGUGGCCAUAUCGCGGCGUACCUGGUACCGCAACUUCCUCAUGCAUGGCUUCCACUUUGUGGUUCUCCUCGUCGCUGGCGGCGCCGUCAAGGACACCCAGUGUGGCUUCAAGCUGUUCACAAGAGGGGCGGCGCGGGCGCUCUACAGCAAUCAGCAUCUGCAGCGGUGGUGCUUCGAUGUGGAGCUCAUAUUUCUGGCGCAGCGGCUGGGCAUCCCCAUCGUGGAAACCUCUGUGAACUGGACAGAAAUUCCCGGAUCCAAGGUGUCCAUAUCGUCGAUAGUCCACAUGACAUGGGAGAUGGCGGCCAUCCUGAUCGGCUACUCGUGGCUGGGGCUCUGGCAUCUAAACACCUCGGCGGGGAUAGCGCAAUAG